GUUGUAUCUUGUCUAGGAGAGCACGCUGAUGAGAUGUGGGGAGAAGGGGGCGCGCCUUUAUGGUGUUCGUUAUUCUUUUGAGCGACCACCGGGUUACAGGAUUUUACAUCGACCAUAUGGAGAUAGUAGGGGGAGCAGAGUUCGCCUUGCUUAUUACCACUGCCCUGUUUAUUUUAGUGUUCAAGGAUAUGCUUUCCAUUCAACCCACUAGACGCGGCGAAAAGAGAAUGGCAAAGUACAGGGAGAAGCAUGAGAUGAUGGGGCGGGAGAGGCUGCGAGGGUUGGAAGAGCACAGGAGGAAGAUGAGUACAGUUGGUCGAUUUGAGUGGACAGUGCGUUGUGAAAUGUUUGAAGAGGAGGCAGAAUCCUGUUUUUUUAUUUUAGUAUGGAAUCCGAAUUCCCUCCACCCACAAAUACCUCAUUUUUUUCUUCUUUAUCAUGGUUGGAAUCCAGCGGCAAGGGAAAUUCUUAUUUUCUUUGGUGCCACGAAAAUCCCUUUCUUUCUUUCUAUUUUUUCUUCUUGUGCAUGGAUUUCACAAUAUGUUUUCUCUCUUUGUUCUUCAGCUGCUGCACUGGAUCCUCUUUCUGCACCGCGUCCUCUUUCAAAGUUUUUAUUUUUUAUUUUUUAUUUUUCAAACAUAUUAUAUUUAUAUUCUACUCUUCACUUUUCGCUUUUAUCAUCAAGAAAAUACAUACGGCCACGAAAAAAGCUCAAAUUCAAACAUAAAAUUCACGCUGCUUUCAUAUUUUCAUAUUUGCAAUCAGGCUUCGGUACAUUAUAAUGGAGGAUAGCGGUUACGACAACAAGCUCCGAUCAC
Molecule: messenger RNA, 818 nt
Organism: Kickxella alabastrina
Lineage: Eukaryota; Fungi; Kickxellomycota; Kickxellomycetes; Kickxellales; Kickxellaceae
Exons: 1
Coding region: 60-782 (240 amino acids)
Source: RefSeq, a predicted model, not a curated record